Molecule: messenger RNA, 3101 nt
Organism: Pseudogymnoascus destructans
Lineage: Eukaryota; Fungi; Ascomycota; Leotiomycetes; Thelebolales; Thelebolaceae
Exons: 3
Coding region: 44-1741 (565 amino acids)
Source: RefSeq, a predicted model, not a curated record
AACUAAACAAACCCUCAAAUCCUAUCCCCUGUACUCCGAUUUGAUGGCAACUAUGAACGACAAAAAUAUGCCUUCUACAGUAUCACUGCCUCAUAACGACCGUUGCAGCCUCAACAGAGAAGAUGAAGCUACGCCAAAAUCAGAAUCGGCGCUUCCUGGGUUUGAGCACCCGUCAAACGUUUCGGUCACCCUACCACUGCUGUAUGGGAAGAUGACAUUGGCAGAAGCUCUCGAUGAGGAGGACAAUGUGCUCUUUCCAUUAGCAUAUUCCAGUCAACGCGAGGACUUUUUUUUUUGGAUCUACGAGCAUCGCGAAGACUUCAAGGCUCUCGUAUCACUCCAUCUCUCCCUUGCGAAAAGCGAAACAUGCCGAUUUGGAGAUUUCAAGGAGUGGAAACACGGCAGCUUCAAUGUUUGUAUACCGAUAUACAUUGAUAAUUGGAGGAAGUAUCCAAGGAAACGGGUGCUACUUCGGCUACCGCUGCCCUACAAAGUUGGAGAGUCAACAUGUCCCGGCAAUUCAGACGAGAAACUCCGCACCGAAGCCGCUGCCUUCAUCUGGAUUCAAGAAAACUGCUCAGAUGUCCCAAUACCGUUCUUAUGGGGAUUUGGAUUUCCAGGUGGUCAGAGUUUUACGAAGCCCGAAAAUACAUCUUGGAGGACGAGAACGGCUUGGCACAUUCGACGUGCCUUAACAUGGUUCUUUACAUCUACCCUACCUUGUCGAUAUAUAAGCCAUAGCCGUCAAGGCAUUCUAGACCAUGGAUAUCUGAUUAUGGACUAUAUCGAGACUACAGAUGCAGAAUUGCUUUCCGAAUCCUGGGACGAACUCCGCCACAAUCGUGACCUGAGAUCCAACUUCUUUAAAGAUUUAUCUCACAUCAUGCUUACCUUAAGUCAGUUGCCUUUGCCUCGUAUUGGGUCCUGGACAAUAGACGAACGAGGGGUGCUUAUGCUAACAAAUCGACCCUUGGCUCAUCAUUUCCAUUCCCUCGAAAACGAAGGCAUUUUGACCAACAUACCGAGACAUUCAACCUACACGACUACAGAUGCGUACUACACUGAUCUCUUGGCAUGUCAUGAUAGCCGCAUACGAAACCAGCCCAACUCUAUAAUCAGCGAGGAAGAUGGCUUUUCACAGAUGGCAAACCUAUUCACAAUGCGAGGACUUCUUUCCUACUUCACAAGCCGAGACCUUCGGCAUGGGCCAUUUGUUUUUAAUCUCACUGACCUACAUCGAGGCAACAUCUUUGUGGACAGCAACUGGCACAUUAAAUACAUCAUCGAUCUCGAGUGGGCAUGCUCGCUUCCUAUAGAGAUGCUAGCUCCGCCAUAUUGGAUAACCAACCGUGGCGUGGACGAGUUCAAAGGUGAAGAGCUUCAAAAGUUUGAGAGCGCAUGCCAAGAAUUCAUGGACAUAUUCGAAGAAAAAGAGAAAUCAUUUCCAUCUGUGUACGGCAGUGCAGGAUACCGCGCAGACAUCAUGAGAAGAGGCUGGAAGAUCGGAAACUUCUGGUAUUUCCACGCGCUAAAAAGCCCUAAAGGCCUAUACAACCUUUUCGUCCAACAUAUACAGCCAAUAUUUGAGCCGCGACGGGAUAACAGAUUUGCAAAAAUGGUAUCGGCUUACUGGGCUCCUGAUGCGCGGGAGAUUGUAGCUGCAAAACUUUUGGAAAAAAAAAAGUAUGAGCAAGAGUUGCGACAUUUAUUUGAGGCCGGAUAUUCUGUGGAGAAUCCGUAGAUAGAAUCGUGCUGGAUGAUUGUUCCUCUCGCUCCCCGGUGCAACGAAAGUAUUCGAGUAUGUAUUCCCCAGCAGAACCGCUUCGAUAAAUCGAUUAUCAACGCACCAAUUUCAGAGUCCCCACUCCCAGCAGACGCGAAUCAGGAUAUGCAGCAGAGGGACUUCUCGCUCAAGGAGCGGAUAUGUCACCUGCGAAUAAGAAAGACCAGACAUUACUGCACUUGGCAGUGCAGAGCACGUCCGUCGAUGGGGUACCCCUACAAACAUUUGGUCUUUCGGCGCCAUGGUACGUGCAUUAUGUCAGCCCUUUCCGUCACUUUUUGGGUUCAGCACUGAUAAUCUCAUCCAUGCGUAGCUCAUCACCCUAAUUUGGGGUGGGAACUGGUUCGUCUUUAACCAGACGUUCCAGCUGGACAUGAAGAAUACAAGUUGGAUAUUCUCAUGAGGUAGCAUCAGUUUUUUCGACCAUUUCUGCUAUCGUAUAAGGAGAUUGCAGACAAUGAGACGUUAGGAAUUCUCGCCCACGUCAUGCACGGCGUACCAUGAGAAAAUGUGAAGCCCUUCGCACGCAUUACUGAGCAAGAGAUUUCGAGGGAGAAUAAGGCGUUCAUACUUAAGAUUAUGAAGCUGAUCCCACAGACCAAGAACUCCUGCAAGAUGAAUGGUUCACGUCAGUAUAUAUGCUGCGUGUCACGCAUGUCGAGGUAUCCCAGGUUCGAGACCUGGGGGCACAUGAGCUUAAGGAGUCGAGACGGGCCAUGGAGGCCCACCAUGUAGGGUGUGGCUUAAUAUAAACUGUAACUGUAACUGUAAGAUAUUGUGUCGUGUAGGAUUGCGGUGCUUUUCGAGACAGGAGCAUCGGAUUGCUUCAACUACGCUAUUGUAUUGGAGCCUAACUUGGUCAGGACCGCAAAUCACAUGGCAUUGUGCCCCACCACUAUGCAAAGUCUCGCAAACGACGGAUAACCUCGUCAUGCUCCCGAAUUUCAACCAAGAGAUCAAACACCAUCCAAGGUUGUCUCCGAGGGACAACGAUGACUCAGUUUCUCUGCCUGACUAGCUCUGCCAAACGCUACUGCGCCCUUCGUUAAGUGGCCAGCAAGCUCGAAAACGGCGGUAGACCCGUGCGCGCGCGUUCCCCGAUCAACGCCAACACGACUCACCUUCCACAAGAAUGGCACAGGCGAGGGUUGGUAUGUCGUCGCGAGCUGAACAUAUGGAUCGCUGCCGAUUUGAAAUGCAAGUUCCUCGACAUCAGCACCAUUGGCGGCACUCGCACGGUUGUUGGGGGCGAGACACGGCGAUCCACAGCAUAUAGUAUAUAUAAUGCAGUAAUCAAUUCAAUCAUCCUACCUAUUCU